CGUUAUUUAAAGCAACAAAAGAGAGAUACGGACGAAUUGACAUCGUCUGUAACAAUGCUGGUAUGGGCGGAGAGUCAUACCCACAAUGGGAGAAAGUUGUCGACGUUAAUAUAAAAGGAAUGACGCGGGGCACGUUUAUAGCUGUUGAAUACCUUCGGAAAGACAAAGGAGGAAAUGGAGGCGUCAUCGUCAAUAUCUCCUCGGCUGCAGGUUUGUCAGUCAACCCGAUGUCACCUGUUUACACUGCUACUAAAUCAGCCAUCAUAGCACUCACCAGAUGUCUAGCGGUGAAUGAGGAGGUGCGGAAAUGUGGUAUACGUGUGAACACACUGUGUCCGUCUUUUGCUGACACAAACCUUGUGAAGCAAAUAGCUCCAUUUUCACUUCAUGACGACGCUCAGACGAAAUCAGAAGUAAAUGAGAAAGUCACUAGAUUCCUGAACGCACAUGGUAUUAUGACGACAGAGACGGUGGCGGAAAGUUUCAUGGAACUAGUUACAGAUGAAACAAAAAAUGGUGCCAUUCUUCGAGUGUCGAAAGGAAAAGGAAAUGAAUAUUGUAAGAUCGAUGUUGGUCAGGAGAUGGUUGACGGAUCUGUGUAGAAAUCGAUACCUUAUGCAUUGUGUUUAUUGCAAUCAUUUCAAUUAAUUUUCCUCUGAUAGAUGGAAUUAGCAAAUUCACCUUCGUCUCCAAUACGUAUCUAUUAUACACUAUACAAGUGAAUGAUAGUGUUAUUCAUUAAAAUAUUUUUAUUCAAUAAUAUUGUCGAGCGAGAUACGUUAUACUAGAGGAAACUACAAAAUGAGAAUAAAAACUGAAUAUCAUAACACGCAGGUGCUGAACAAUUGAUUUAUUUCAUUUUGUUCGUACCAUUAUUUGGUAUAUCUACUUUCUGGAACUUUUAUUAAGAUACACAUGAAAAGUGGUUGUGAUUAUCCGUUAUUUGACCAAUUCUAUUACAGACCAACACCUAAAGUUGAUAUAAAGGCAUGGCAAAAAUAGCGAUGCAGUGUUUGAAACACUGUAGUCUAUGAUUGCUUAAGAGAAUUGAUAUUGAAUAAGUCGUCUAUGAUAAAAUAUAUCAACGUAAAUGACAACUUCUAAGCCAAAGAUUAUAAAUAUUGUAAAAUACUAUCAACAUUACUUUAUAAUGUGACCUGACCUUUUGGUUGUGAAUUAGGGCUCAUAUUAAAAUCUACAGCUGAAUAUAUUUUUCUUUGGAAUGAUUAGUUGUUUUCAUUAAAAAUGUUGUGUAUAGUAUUUGAUGUUGUGAUCAUAUAAGCUGUGGUAUAUGUAUUAUUCAAGAUGGUAUAAAUUGUUUAUACAAUUUUUAUUUUACGUAAUACCUAGGUAUCUAAUUUAGAGCAGUUAUUUGUGCGUCCCUUCCAACUGAUAACGUCAGAUGUAUGAAAAUUAUCAUCAUCCUCUUCAUCUACAUAAGGCAGCUUGGACUAGGAGAGCCAUGUGGGAGAAAAAUAUCAUAUUGAUAUAAACGAUAACGGGAUAAACAUUUUUGACAUAUAAAUCAUUAUUCUUUGUAUUUGAAUUGAUAGUCGUAUUGACGAAACAGUGCUGCAUGCUAUAGUCAUUUUAUUUACCAAUACGGCUUCUAAAUUUCAUUACAAACCUACAUUCUGACAGUGUUGUCAAUACGAAUGAAAAAGUGCACUUACAUUUUGUAGUUGUCUCCCCUGGUAACUGAAGUUUAUGUACUGGAGAAUUAAAGGAUGUCAGUACUUUGAAAUGCAUCUUCUUUCUGAAAAACAAUCAAUAUUAUAUUUAUAGCAUACUAUACUCUAGAAUAUGCUUAGCGUUGUUUACAUUGCGUGUGUGCUUUAUUGAUGUGCUUGCAAUUAACCUAAACAUAUAUAUAGUUUAAUUAUGGAAUUAAAUGGACCAAAGAAUGAAAUCGUAAACUUUCCUUUUUAAAGCUUCAAUAUAAUGGUCGAUACUUAAAAUCAUCAAAUACUUGGCAUGAUUAUGAUAUUGUUUAUAUCUUCCAGACUGUUCAAAAAAAUUACAGUCAUCACUUUUAUUAUAGAAGCAAAAUUUACAUUGUGAUGUAUGCACACUGAUCUUUGAUCACUUUUCGAUACUUUACCAAAGUGUAUAUGUGAUAUCAGAACUAAUAUUGUAACGGUUAGCGAUAUAAUGUUACAUCAAAGAAAUUUUUAGAUAAGGUUUUUGGCAAUUUCGAGAGGUAUAUGUUUGUGCAUAAAGUAUGUAAAUAUAUGAGGAUAUUGUAGCAAUAUAUUUGUUUUUGCGUAACUUUAUCUGACACGGGUUAGAUCUAUCCAAACAAUUUUGAUUUAUUUACGUGUUUAAUAUGUUGUCCUGUAUAAUGUAUUAUUGUUCAGUGUAUUUUUAUGCAGUUGUUACGUCUGUGACAACACAUUUAUACAGAUUUUACAAAUACAAAUUUAAAAACGA
Molecule: messenger RNA, 2430 nt
Organism: Ylistrum balloti
Lineage: Eukaryota; Metazoa; Mollusca; Bivalvia; Pectinida; Pectinidae
Product: 15-hydroxyprostaglandin dehydrogenase [NAD(+)]-like
Exons: 5
Cellular component (GO): cytoplasm
Molecular function (GO): oxidoreductase activity, acting on the CH-OH group of donors, NAD or NADP as acceptor
Source: RefSeq, a predicted model, not a curated record